Pogona vitticeps (central bearded dragon) is the source of this 1226-nucleotide messenger RNA. RefSeq names its product histone H3.3A. Gene Ontology annotation, cellular component: nucleosome. Lineage: Eukaryota; Metazoa; Chordata; Lepidosauria; Squamata; Agamidae. Gene Ontology annotation, molecular function: DNA binding; protein heterodimerization activity; structural constituent of chromatin. The record is from RefSeq and is a predicted model, not a curated record.
GGCUCCCACUUCAGCCCCGUUGCAUGAUGGUUAAAUAGCCUGGCCCUGGGACCCGCCAUUUUCUGUUGGGGCUGGCGGGAAAAGCGGGAAGGGAGCGAAGAAGAGCAGCGCGAGCGCCGCCGCGGGACGAACCAACGGCUCCAACGGUCGCCGAAGCGCGAGGCUAGAGACCCGCUCAGGUUUCUUGUAUUUUAAGGACUUCCGAGGAUGGCCCGUACAAAGCAGACUGCCCGUAAAUCCACUGGUGGGAAAGCUCCCCGAAAGCAGCUGGCCACUAAAGCCGCUCGGAAAAGCGCGCCGUCCACUGGUGGAGUAAAGAAACCUCACCGCUACAGGCCUGGGACUGUGGCGUUGCGAGAAAUCCGGCGGUAUCAGAAAUCCACGGAAUUGCUGAUCCGCAAGUUGCCGUUCCAGCGCUUGGUCCGUGAAAUUGCUCAGGACUUUAAGACGGACCUGCGGUUCCAGAGUGCUGCCAUUGGCGCUCUGCAGGAAGCCAGCGAGGCGUACCUCGUAGGUCUCUUUGAAGACACCAACCUGUGUGCGAUCCACGCCAAGCGGGUCACCAUCAUGCCAAAAGACAUACAGUUGGCUCGCCGUAUCCGUAUCGAACGGGCUUAAGUUCCUCCCAACCAAACACUUAAACAACCCCCCCUCCCUGGGCAGCCCCACCCUGCUUGUGCAGUGUACUUAGUAUACACUCCAGGUUUUAUUUUUAAUUUUUUUCUCCUACUCCUGUUUGUAGUGGCUAGGACAUGUGAGGAAAUGUUAGAUUAUCUCUCGUAGUACCCCUCCAAAACCAGGAGACUCGAUUCCUAUUCAUCAUGUGCAAGCAAAAAAAGAGAAAGAAUCCCUUUGAAAUCUGCAAGACCUCUGGAUGUUGUUUUUUGUAAAACCUUUUUUUUCAGAAUUGCAAAAAAAAAAUAAAAAUAAAAAACAAGAACAAACCCUACAGGGGAUACUUUUGAAAUAUCUGGUUUUGUAUACACAAUUUAAGUAGAUGUAGGCAUUUCAACUAUAAGAGCUUUCGGUCUUCAGUUUGUAAAAUAUCUGGAAAGAACACUACACACUUUUUUUCCCUUUGUAUUUAGCAAGGAAUGCUUUCCAAAUCAUUUUUUUUCCUUUCCUGUUUUCCAUUUGUCUUGUAUCUGUGACUUUGACCUUUGUACCAAUAGGGACUCACCUUGAAGCAGUAAAGGAAAACAAAUAAAUGUUGAAUGACAACAGUU